AUUCAGGUYGGUGCUCAUAUAUACUCAUGCACAACACGGUGGCCUUUAAUAAGUGAGUCACGRGUGAAACUUGCACAGUUGAACUUUUAACUCAGUCGUUCUUCAAAGAAAUCUUGUAACAUUUGCGAGWGCUAAAUCGCAAACAAAAUGAUUGGCUGGGUUUGCUUUUUUCUAAUGAUUUCAUCAUCUUUGGCACCGCGUCCGAGUCCCCUCCGACUCUUGCACGAAGAUCAGUGUAGCACGGUCGUGAGAAUAGAUUGCUUAAAUAAGGAAGUUAGAAAAGAACGACUUCGUUCACCAGUUGGAGCCUCACAACGAAUUUGCGCACAGCUGACGGAUUAUCAAUUGCUAGAAAAGGUGAAGGAAAUUGGCGGGUAUAACCCCCUUUAUGUGGCCAUUAACAAAACCGGGGCUAAUAAAUUCAAAGAUCCAAGAACAUUUGAAAGAGAGCGACCUAAUGAAGGGCCAAAAGCUACCCGAGCACCAUCGGAUUGCAAAAACAAUCCAACGCAACCACCAACGACCCUCCCGACCACAAAAGCCAGUCCGACGACGGCGAGAUUCACUGAGCCUCCCACGACCACCAAAAAGCGUUCCACGCCAUAUUAUGCGAAGCAAGAUGAAGGCAUGAAAAUGACCCCAUUUGAAAAGUUGAUGAGAAAACUAAACGAUUUGGAAGACGACGACGUGAGCCUUGUCAGGAGACUAGUCAAACGUGAAAGUAAAGUCGAUAAUUGUUGGUCAAAAGGAGACUAUAUCACUGGAUCGAGGAAUCGCCGCAUCAACCUGUGCGGUGAAUGCCGGUUGGUGACUCAGCUUGCUGGCGAUGAAAUGCCCCAGUUUAUCAACGAAGUGGCUUGUGGACACGAAAUAUCAGACCUUUCAGGACAAGUGGCACAUGAUAACCGAUGCUACGCAUCAUCUGGUUUGUGUGCACAGAGGGUUCUUCUAUUUCCUGCCUUGAAACGUAAGGGUUACGUUAAAGAUGAUGGUCUUAGUGCUGAACAUGGAAGAGAAAUCUAUGUUGAGGAAUGGGCCACCUCAACCAAGAAGAUUCGCGCGGGAUGCAAGUGUGAGCUUUACACUAACCAUGCAGAGCUACUCAAGAGCAUGGAAUAUCUGUGAAUAUAAGUGAAUGCUUCAGUCCAAAGUAAGACCAACUGGUUUUAAGGUUUUGUAGAGUGACUGGUGAUUUAGAAAUUAACAAUGAAGGGUAGUUUUCUGCUAAAAAUAUUGUAUUCUCUACUUUCACAUCCCCAUAAUGCCUUGCAUUUUUGGGGGUAACCAAUCAAAAAACGGUCCCAAAUUGAAAGGUUUCUUAAUUGAAUUUAUACUAUACCUGCUUUUAUC
Actinia tenebrosa (Australian red waratah sea anemone) is the source of this 1350-nucleotide messenger RNA. RefSeq lists its product as uncharacterized. The record is from RefSeq and is a predicted model, not a curated record. NCBI's taxonomy places the organism in Eukaryota, Metazoa, Cnidaria, Anthozoa, Actiniaria, Actiniidae.